AUGUGUUUCCUUUUAGAAUGGUCCGAUACCGGAAAUAUGAUUUAUCGAAGAGCGCUGCAUACAUCAUCCUUAUUGACGGAUGGAAAAGUUUUAGUUAGUGGCGGAGUGAAUGGUGCUGAUUAUUAUAAUAACAGUACUGAGUUGUAUGAUCCAUUGGCUGAAACUUGGACAGUUAGUGGCAGAAUGAAUUGUGUACGAGCUAUGCAUACAGCAUCUGUUUUAAUGAACGGAAAAGUUUUAGUUGCUGGAGGAGAUGAUAGUCGAAAUACUUUAAAUACUGCUGAAUUGUAUGAGCCAACAACAGGCAUUUGGACAAUGACUGGUACAAUGAAUUUUCGACGAUUCGGUCAUAUGGUCUCCAUAUUACCAAAUGGAAAAGUACUAGUUAUUGCUGGAUCUAAUGGUACACGUUUUCUAAAUAGUGCUGAGCUAUAUGACCCAUCAACUGAAACUUGGACAACUACUGGUAAGAUCGGCGUCGCACGAUUUGAUUUUACUGCAUCCGUACUCACAAAUGGAAAAGUAUUAAUUGCUGGUGGAGUAACUGAUGAGAAUGUUGGACAAGGUACUGAAUUGUAUGAUCCAUCAACAGGAAACUGGACAGCUGCAGGGAACAUGAACACACAACGAUUUGGUCACACAGCAUCCAUAUUAACAAACGGGCAAGUAUUAGUUGCUGGUGGAUUUAGUGAUAAGUUUAUAAAUAUAGCUGAGUUGUACGAUCCAUCGACUGGAACUUGGACAAUUACAGGUUCAAUGCAUAAUGCAAGAUCUUUUCACACAGCAUCUGUAUUAAAUGAUGGAAAAGUGUUAGUUGCCGGUGGAUAUAACUCAAGUGGUUUUUCAAAUAGUUCAGAAUUAUAUGAUCCAUCAACGAGAACUUGGUUGAUUACUGAUGGACUUCAUCAUUCGCGAUUUCAGCAUACUGCAACUGUUUUAACAAAUGGAAAAAUAUUAGUUGCUGGUGGAAGUAUUGGCAAUGAUUUUUUGAAUAGCACGGAAAUAUAUUAA
This is a messenger RNA of Adineta steineri, 1011 nucleotides long. NCBI's taxonomy places the organism in Eukaryota, Metazoa, Rotifera, Eurotatoria, Adinetida, Adinetidae. The record is from the annotation of a GenBank genome assembly.